Messenger RNA from Rotaria sp. Silwood1, 366 nucleotides. The record is from the annotation of a GenBank genome assembly. Lineage: Eukaryota; Metazoa; Rotifera; Eurotatoria; Philodinida; Philodinidae.
AUGCUUCGUAUUGGACAUACAGCUACAAAUGCGGCACCAAUGACAGACGAAGAAGGAAAUUGUGGUUGGAAUUUAGCUAUAACAUAUAUGUUAUCACCAACAUUUGAACCUGAUCGUUCAUGUUUAAAUAAAAUAAGUCAAAUUGAUUUUUCUGGUGCAACAACUAAAAGCAAACAAGCAGCAAUGCAAUAUUUCGGUACUGAUUAUAUUUGUGGAAUAAAUACACCACAUGUAACAAAAAUGAAUAAACCAAGUGAAUUAACAACAAGCAAACCAAAUGAAACAAUAUCCAAUAUAGCUAUCAGUAUAAAAUAUACAUUAUCGAUCUUUAUUUCAAUACUUAUUUUAUAUUUAACAUCGUUUUAA